AAGCAAAACAGCAACCCUAACUGUUUGCAAGCCGGGCCACGUACAAGUGCAGGAAAUUAACAAAAACUCAAAAAAAAAAAAAACAAAUUAAAUAAUGGAGCAAAUGCAGCGCUACGUUUCACCUGUCAAUCCAGCGGUCUUUCCACACCUAGCCACAGUUUUACUCAUAAUUGGAACAUUCUUCACUGCUUGGUUUUUCGUAUUUGUUGUCUCGCGGAAGAGCUCAAAGGAAAGCACAUUAAUUAAGGAGCUUCUGAUUAGUCUGUGCGCUUCGAUUUUCCUAGGAUUUGGAAUUUUGUUCCUCUUGUUAACCGUUGGUAUUUACGUAUGAGAGGCUAGACAAGAGCAAGCAUUCCGUUUUUAAGAUAUAUAUAUAUAUUAAUGUGCAUGAUUGAAUAAAAUGGUAUGAGGAUGUGUGAACGUA
This is a messenger RNA of Drosophila hydei, 424 nucleotides long. It is a transcript of the gene kud, whose product is annotated as transmembrane protein 258. The transcript is spliced from 2 exons. Gene Ontology annotation, cellular component: membrane-bounded organelle. The coding region runs from base 95 to 331 and encodes 78 amino acids. Gene Ontology annotation, biological process: protein N-linked glycosylation. The record is from RefSeq and is a predicted model, not a curated record. NCBI's taxonomy places the organism in Eukaryota, Metazoa, Arthropoda, Insecta, Diptera, Drosophilidae.